AUUUUAUUCAAUAAUAAUUAAAAAAAAAAAAAAAAACCAACACAGACCAGAAAAAACAAAAAAAAAUUUUUGGUUUGGUCUUUGGUGCGAAAUCGAACGCUUUCUCCUUCUCCCUCUAAAUCUGUUUCUCUUUCUCUCUGCCUUGCCUCUUCGAUUUUGUUCCUGCAAAUCCCUACCCGGAUCUGUAAGUUAUUUAAGUUUUUUCUCAUUAUUAAACUUAACCGUAUAUUGUCGUUGAGAUCAAAUGCAUCCAAUUCAACCCAAUUCUGCUAUCUUUUGACGUUUUCAUCUUAAGUUAUGCUCCUGCAACUUCUGGGCGUCCUCAUAAACCCUAGAUCUCGCUCUAUUCGCUUUUUUAUGGAUUUGAUUUAGGGUUUUAAUUUUUGGAUCUCGAGGUUUUAGUCGCAUUACAUCUCGAAUUUUGAGGUGUUGGAGGAGCGGGUCUGUAAAUUGGGAAUAAUUGGAGUUUAUAUAGGUCGCAUUUUUGUUGAUCGUUAGGGUUAAGGUUGUUAUUUUAGAUGGCUUCCAAUCCUCCAUUUCACGUGAUGGAGGAUCAGACGGAUGAGGAUUUCUUUGAUAAAUUAGUUGACGAUGAUUUUGGACCUACCAACUCCAAUUUGGUCCCUAAGUUAACGGAGGGCAGCGAUUCCGAUGAGGCCAAAGCGUUUGCCAAUCUGAGUAUUGAGGAUGCAACCGGUGAAGGGAGAGAUGAGGGGAAAGAUGAGAGUGAUUUGGUGCAUGCCAGUGCAGGAUUAUCCAGUGUACUUGCAGAAGAAAGUGAUACAUUGGAUUCAUCUCUCGCAUUGGUGUCCAAUACUAAAGUUGAUUCAAAUAAUGACUGGAUUGAAUCAGAGGUUGUAUCAGAUCCAUUAAUAGGUGAAACAAGCGGGUCCACAAAGUCAGGGGUUAAGGAGGUGGGAUGGGGUUCAUUUUAUGCUGAUUCUGUACCUAAUGGGAAUCAUGAAUUUGGUGCCUAUUCAGAUUUUUUUAAUGAUUUGGGAAACACUGCAGGGGAUUUUCCUGAGCAAGCUGGUGAAGCUGCUAAUUUAGAGAAAAAGGAUGGUGACAGACUGCAUAGCUCAGUCAGCAGUUAUGGGGAAUAUCAAGAGGGCACACAAGGUUAUGGAGGAUCCAUUGAGGAGAGUGUAAAUGAGCAGGAUUUGAAUAGCAGUCAGUAUUGGGAGAACAUGUAUCCCGGUUGGAAAUUUGAUGCCAACACAGGUCAAUGGUAUCAAGUGGAUAAUUUUGAUGUAACAGCCAGUGUCCAAGGGAGUUCUAAUGUUAACACAGGGAAUGAAUGGGCGGCAGUUUCUGAUGGGAAAAUACAGAUGAAUUAUUUGCAGCAGACUUCACAUUCUGUGCUGGGAACCGUGGCUGAGGCUAGCUCAUCUGAGAGUGUGUCUACUUGGAAUCAGGUAUCUCAGGGGAUUAAUAAUGGUUAUCCAGAACAUAUGUUUUUUGAUCCACAAUAUCCUGGUUGGUAUUAUGACACAAUAGUGCAAGAGUGGCGCUCCCUGGAAAGCUACACAUCGUCUGUUCAAUCAGCAACUGUUCAGAAUCAUGAUCACCAGGCAACUGUUCAAAAUCACCAUCAGCAGAAACAAAAUGAAUUUGCUUGUGCUGAUUUGGGUUCUCAGAACACCAACAGUAUUUAUGCUGGAUAUGAGCAAGUUGACAAGCAUGACUCACAAGGCCAUAAUAGCCAAGACAAGCAUCGUAGCUGGGGUGAGUCUUAUGGUGACUACAAUCAGCAAGGUUUGAAUAUGUGGCAACCUGACGCAGUUGCUAAGACUGAUACUGUUUCAGAUUUUGGUAGAAACCAGCAAUUGCUUAAUUCGUAUGAUUCAAAUGUGUCCAUGAACAAUCAUGUGGAGCAGCAUAAACCUUUUAAUUCUCUGGGAUCAGUUCUUUCAUAUGACAAUCUGAGUCAGGGUCGUGUGGAUUCUAAUGGGUUCAUUGGGUCCCAAAAUUUUAUGCCUAGUGAGAGCUUCGGUCAGCAGUUUAAUCAGGGAACUGUGGAGCAGAGCAAACCAAUGAACAUUUCAAAUGAUCACUAUAGCAGCCAGAAACCAAUAAAUUUUUCCCAGAAAUCAUUUCAUAACCUCCAGCAGCUGUCUUAUGCUCCCAAUGCUGGGAUGUCAUCUGCUGGGCGUCCUCCGCAUGCUUUGGUUACAUUUGGAUUUGGUGGAAAGCUCAUAGUAAUGAAAGAUAGUAGUUCAAGUUCUUUGACGAAUGCUUCAUUUGCAAGUCAGGAACCUGUAGGAGGCUCAAUAUAUGUUUUGAAUUUGAUGGAGGUUAUCUUGGGAAAUGACAACAAUGCUCUAAAUAUUAGGGGGAGCACUUGCAAUUAUUUCCAUGCUCUCUGCCAACAAUCCUUUCCAGGUCCACUGUUGGGAGGCAAUGUUGGAAGUAAAGAGUUGAAUAAGUGGAUUGAUGAUAGAAUUGCUAAUUGUGAAUCACCUGACAUGGAUUAUAGAAAUGGCAAAGUACUGAAGUUGCUUCUCUCUUUGCUUAAAAUUGCUUGUCAACAUUAUGGAAAAUUUCGAUCUCCUUUUGGCACUGAUGUUUCUUUGAAGGAGAGUGAAGCUCCAGAGUCAGCAGUUGCAAAACUUUUUGCAUCUGCCAAGAGAAAUGGCACAGAAUUCAGUGAUUAUGGUGCUUUAAGCCGCUGCUUGCAGAGUUUGCCGUCUGAAGGACAAAUUCAGGCUACUGCCUCUGAGGUACAAAAUCUUCUGGUUUCUGGUAGAAAAAAAGAGGCUUUGCAGUGUGCACAAAUAGGCCAGUUGUGGGGACCUGCGCUUGUUCUCGCAUCACAGCUUGGUGAUCAGUUCUAUGUCGAUACUGUGAAACAAAUGGCACUUCGGCAGCUGGUAGCAGGAUCACCUUUGCGGACAUUAUGCCUGCUAAUUGCAGGGCAACCGGCUGAUGUAUUUUCCAGUGACGCUACAACUGGUAGUGGUCUUCCUGGUGCUAUAUCUCAACAGCCUAUCCAGUUUGAAGCAAAUGGAAUGCUUGAUGAUUGGGAAGAAAAUUUGGCUGUAAUAACUGCUAACAGAACUAAAGAUGAUGAGCUUGUGAUUAUACACCUUGGAGAUUGCCUAUUGAAGGAAAGAAGUGAGAUUACGGGUGCACACAUCUGCUACUUGGUGGCGGAGGCCAACUUUGAAUCAUAUUCAGACAGUGCAAGACUGUGUCUUAUUGCAGCAGAUCACUGGAAGCAUCCUCGGACUUAUGCUAGUCCAGAAGCUAUUCAGAGAACUGAAUUGUAUGAAUACUCAAAGGUGCUUGGCAACUCCCAGUUUAUCUUGCUGCCAUUUCAGCCAUAUAAGCUGAUAUAUGCAUAUAUGCUGGCUGAAGUGGGCAAAAUUUCUGAUUCACUAAAGUACUGUCAGGCAAUACUAAAAUCUCUAAAAGUUGGUCGUGCUCCGGAAGUAGAAACAUGGAAACAAUUAAUAUUAUCCCUUGAGGAGAGGAUUAGAACUCAUCAACAGGGUGGAUACACGGCAAAUUUGGCUCCAGCAAAGUUAGUUGGUAAAUUGCUGAAUUUCUUUGAUAGUACUGCACACCGUGUUGUUGGUGGUCUACCACCACCUGUACCAUCAACAUCACCAGGAAGCAUGCAAGGUACUGACCGUCAUCACCAGCCAACGGUGCCUAGGGUAUCAGCUAGUCAGUCAACAAUGGCCAUGUCAUCUUUAAUGCCUUCUGCUUCUAUGGAGCCCAUAAGUGAAUGGGCAGCUGAUGGCAAUAGAAUGACAAUGCAUAACAGAAGUGCUUCUGAGCCAGAUAUUGGUAGAACUCCAAGACAGGUUGAGUCACCAAAGGGAACCUCGUCUAAUGCGCAAGGGAAAACAUCAGGUUCAGGCACAGCAUCUCGCUUUGGUCGUUUUGGUUUUGGUUCACAGCUUUUACAAAGGACAGUGGGACUCGUCUUGAGGCCCCGUUCAGAUCGACAGGCUAAAUUGGGUGAAACGAACAAGUUCUAUUAUGAUGAAAAGCUCAAGAGAUGGGUAGAGGAAGGUGCAGAACCUCCGGCUGAAGAAGCAGCCUUGCCACCCCCUCCUACAACUUCAGCCUUCCAGAAUGGAGUGUCUGACUACAACUUAAAAUCUGCACUGAAGAGUGAUGGAUCUCCCACUAAUGGGAGCCCAACAUCUAAGACUCCAAAUCCUGUGGAACAUGCUUCGGGGAUACCACCUAUUCCAACCAGUUCAAAUCAGUUCUCAGCUCGUGGGCGGAUGGGUGUCCGUGCAAGGUAUGUUGACACCUUCAACCAAGGAGGUCGAAGCUCGGCAAAGUUAUUCCAGUCGCCAUCGGUUCCAUCUGUCAAACCUGCUGUUUCUGCAAAUGCAAAGUUUUUUGUUCCCACACCUCUCCCAUCAAGUGGAAAUUCAACAGAAAAUGUAGCAGAAAAUGUGCAAGAAAGCGCAGGAUUUGCAGAAUAUCCUUCAACCUCUAUUGAUGACUCUCUCCAAUCUUCCUCAUUGUCUUCAAAAAUGAAUAUGCAAAGAGCCCCGAGCAUGGAUAAUAUUCCAAGAAGGGAGAGAACAAUAAAUGAUAAUAUACCCAUGUCAUCUCAUGCACGACGAACAGCAUCAUGGAGCGGAAGCUUCAGCGAUUCAUUUAGCCCUCCCAAAAUGGUGGAAAAUAAACCUUUGGGGGAGGCAGCGGGCAUGCCUCCAUCGUCUUUCAUACCUGGUGAUCCUUCUAUAACACAGAUGCCAAUGAAUGGUGGCGGUAUUGGAGAUGACCUACACGAGGUGGCCCUUUAGGAAUAACGAAGAUGUAAAUACCAAGUUUUGUCCCGUGAUCAAUGCAAUACUUGGGAUGGGCAGCAACAUGCACAUCUCAAAAAAGGCACAAUGUUUGCACCAGCAUCUGGAUUCAGAAAGUAAAAUAUGAUGUUCACAAAAAAAAAAUUCCCCGUGAUCUCCCUCCUCUUAAAUGUAAGUUGGAAUGUGGUUGGCAUAUAUUUUACUGCAAACUAAGCCUAGGCUUUAUUUAAUGUCACAGGAGUUGCCACCAUCUGAUGCUUGAGGAGCUCGUUUUUGUUUCUUAACUGCAGAACAGAGAAGGCCUUCACAGGCAUUGUUGUACAGUUGGUUCAUUUGUUCAUUUGUUAAAAACAGGAAAUGUCUCUUGGGCAAGAUAGAAGCAAGCCCCAAAAAGGUGUCUCAAGGGACUAAAAUAGUGUACUCAUUUGGAAAUUUAUAUAUAUUUAUAUUUAUAUAUUAAAAGAACGUUUUGCUU
Molecule: messenger RNA, 5250 nt
Organism: Manihot esculenta (cassava)
Lineage: Eukaryota; Viridiplantae; Streptophyta; Magnoliopsida; Malpighiales; Euphorbiaceae
Product: protein transport protein SEC16B homolog
Exons: 13
Coding region: 519-4772 (1417 amino acids)
Biological process (GO): Golgi organization; autophagy; COPII vesicle coat assembly
Cellular component (GO): endoplasmic reticulum exit site; ER to Golgi transport vesicle membrane
Source: RefSeq, a predicted model, not a curated record